Messenger RNA from Carassius carassius (crucian carp), 2790 nucleotides. Its product is annotated as RING finger and transmembrane domain-containing protein 2-like. The transcript is spliced from 12 exons. The coding region runs from base 317 to 1681 and encodes 454 amino acids. Gene Ontology annotation, biological process: positive regulation of ERAD pathway. The record is from RefSeq and is a predicted model, not a curated record. Lineage: Eukaryota; Metazoa; Chordata; Actinopteri; Cypriniformes; Cyprinidae. Gene Ontology annotation, molecular function: ubiquitin protein ligase activity.
AUUACGAGAUUACUGGUUUAGGUAGUAAAUUGUUUAUAAAAUUAAGUAUUGCAGAAAACAAGCUGCAUAACAACAGCUCUCUCUCCACGCGGAAAUGCGGAGCAACGACGCGUCGUGAUUGGCUGCCUACCUUGUGUACUUCCGGAAACAGAUGGAUUCGCAUCCGCUCCACAGCCUGCAUCACUGAGUGAUGCCUUGACAUUUCUGAGGUCUUUGUUAAAAAAUAUCGCGAAAAACAGCGGUUAAAGAUUCUUUUGUGCGUGUCUGUUGUAAGCUAUGGUGAAGUUUUGGAACUCCUGGUGAUAAAGUGGGUGCCAUGCAGAGACGCCACAGCAGCAACACUGAAGGCAUGCCGCCAGAAAGUGGAAACCGUGAUGCACUACCUUUCAAAAGUUUAUGGAACAGGAGUCAAACUCUCGGUUCAGAGAGCAGUCUUGAUGAAGGAGGAGUGUUUGACUGUCUGAAGCCAGACUCUCCUACACCGUCCCAGCAGCUUUUCUCUGGUCUGGUGGGCGUCUCUGCUGGGAACGUGCCCUCCUCUCCCUUCCAGGCUGCGGGGCUGGUUCUGGGUUCUCCACCGGACGUCUUCAUCCAGAUGGCAUCCUCAUCGAGGGACGAAGGCUCUCACCGGACGGAGAACCCACCUUAUAUCCCUCGCCCUCCUCAGCACAAUCAUCAUCACCACCAUCAUCAUCAUCACUCCGGCCAGCACCGCUCUUCUCUCCUGCAUGCAGCCACCUCUGCUGAGAGACACGGGAGCAGAGAUGACGGAAGUGAUGAUGCCUCUACACCAGCUCCUGCGCUUUCUGAGCUCAAGGCCGUGGUCACAUGGCUUCAGAGAGGAUUCCCUUUUAUCCUCAUUCUCCUCGCUAAAGUCUGCUUUCAGCACAAGCUUGGAAUCGCAGUUUGCGUUGGUAUGAUCAGCACAUUUGCCUUUGCUAACUCAACGCUGAAGCAUCAGGUGGCAUUGCGGGAGGAGAGGUCUGUGUUUACCACUCUCUGGAUUAUGAUCUUUCUCGCCGGCAACAUUGUGUAUGUGUAUUACACAUUCAGUGCAGAGGAACUUCACAACAGCCUUAUUUUUGUAAAGCCAAACAUCAACAGUUUUGAUUUCUUUGACCUGAUCUGGGCUGUUGGAAUAACAGAUUUUGUGCUGAAAUAUUUCACCAUCGAGCUCAAAUGUCUCAUACUGUUCCUGCCUAAAAUGAUCCUCGCUUUCAAGUCCAGGGGGAAGUUUUAUCUGCUCAUAGAGGAGCUGAGUCAACUCUUCAGAGCUUUGGUUCCCAUCCAGCUGUGGUACAAGUACAUCAUGGGCGAAGAUCCAUCCAGCAGCUACUUCCUCGGGGCAACACUGAUUAUCAUCUACAGUCUUUGUAAGUCAUUUGAUUUGUGUGGAAGAAUAUCUGGCAUUCGGAAAGCAUUCGCCAUUCUCUGUAGCUCACAGAGUUACGGAACGAGAGCCAGUGCUCAGCAGUGCAGUGAGGCCGGGGAUGUGUGUGCGAUCUGCCAGUCUGAGUUCAGAGAGCCAAUCGCACUGCUCUGUCAGCAUGUGUUCUGUGAGGAGUGUUUAUGCCUGUGGUUUGACCGGGAGAGGACGUGUCCGUUGUGUCGCUCAACUGUGGUGGAAACUCCACGCAACUGGAAGGAUGGAACAACGUCGGCACACUUUCAGAUCUACUGAAUGGAGACCCAGCUGAAUGCUGAAGGUUUUCAGGUCCACUAGAAUCAGAUUAAACUUGUUUACCGUGCAUAAAAUGUUCCUGUUUGUAAUGUAAUGUAGAAAGGGAAGUAUGAAAGUAUGUUACAUUGUUGAAUAUAUUGUACAAUUGCACCAUAACAUUAUGUCUGAUAACAGAGAUAAGAGUUUUUUGUCUUCUUAUACCUGCUUUUCAACACAUAAAACUAAUUGAGCAUGAUAAUCGACUGUUUUGUGACACUUUUAUGUUUGUUUAUUCAAGCUAUUAAACUUAAAGAAAUAGUUCAUCAGAACAGAUUUGGAGAAAUGUAGCAUUAUAUGCCUUGCUCACCAAUGGAUCCUCUGCAGUGAAUGGGUGCCGUCAGAAUGAGAGUCCAAACAACUGGAAAAAAACAUCGCAAUAAUCCACAUGACUUCAGUACCUGAGUUAACAUGGGGUGAAUGGUUGAAACAAAUUCCAUCAAAAUGUUUUGAUAUAUAUAUAUAUAUAUAUAUAUAUAUAUAUAUAUAUAUUGGAGGAAGUGUUACUUUCAUGGACUUAUCUUAGGCCAGAAGCAAUGGUUUAAAGUAAAAACACCUAAUAAUGGAUUUGUUUCUAACAAACAUGCAGCUUUUCACUUGACAAAUUGAUAAUUAUUGGACUGGAGUGGUGUGGAUUACUUGUGGAGUAUUGGGAUGUGUUUAUCAGCUGUUUGGAUUCUCAUUCUGACGGCACCCAUUCACUGCAGAGGAUCCAUUGGUGAUUAAGUGAUGUAAUGCUACAUUUCUCCAAAUCUGCUCUGAUGAAGAAACAAACUCAACUAUAUCUUGGAUGGCCUGAGGGUGAGUACAUUUUCAGCAAAUUUUCUGUUUCUUUAAUCUGGAGUCAGUUUUAUAAAUUUUUGUAAAGGUCUAAAUUAAUGUUUAUUAAAGCAAAAAUAACCAACUCGAUUACGGCAAAUUUACUAGUAAGCCCUGUUAACUGUGGUAAAAUCACCAUUAUAAUCUUCUCAUUGGUUUAUUGCUUUUAAAAACUGUGACAACAGUAAUAUGUUCAAAACAUUUGAUGGUGAAUAAAUAAUGACAUUAAUAACACAGAAUAAGUUCUUUUUGAA